CUUUGCGUUUACACCUGUGCUCACAUAUGGAAGCCAACCACGGAUGAUAAACAGGAAAACUGUAGAUACCAGAGAUGUGCUUCAUCAAAAAAUGGUUACGCAAGAAUAUCAGAGAACACGAGGAAGAGGAGGAUCGGGAUAUGAUGGAAUAAUCGCAGAAGGAGCUGCGUGAGAGACACGGCGAUCACGUCGAGUCAGAACCUGAAAAACAGCUUUCGAACUCGGCUGAAUGUUCCCUCUGCUCCCUGCACGUUUGUGUUCAAUAACUGCUCUGGUCACCCAUAGGUUCGUUUCUUCCACCUGACCAUGGCUGCUCGCACGCUGACCUCGUGGUUAGGAACCCCGGUCAUGUUUAGUACGAAGGAAACUGGAUCCACCUUAAAAACACGACAUCCUGACUGAACCAGGACAAGGCGCACAGAGCCGUCUGAUGCAUGAGAACCAUUUUCACAUCAUUUACUACAUUUUCCUGUUUUGUGUCUCUGCUCGCCGGCCGUACCCUCCCGCUGCUUAGCGAGUGUUUGACACUGUUAAUCCCGUGCUCAUCGCUCGCCUUUGUUGGCUGCUGCAGGGGUCCAACCGUGCCGCUGUGACCUCUAUUGUAGUGCGCUCAGGAGGGGAGAGGUGUUCACGCACACACACACAGACAUCUGCAGGUCAUCAUCAUCAUAGUGGGAAUAAUACCAGGGAUGGUUAUCAUAAAGGGAGGCUUUGAGCUCCCGGCCGUCUUGGGAAGAUGAUUUGGCCGGCCCGGAACAAUGAACUGUGGGAAUCCGCUUGUCCCGCAUUGAUCUUCCUCCCAUGGCAUCCCCCGCAAGGCUGUCAGAGCGCCGGAUGGAUAAAAAGAGCCACAACAUUUUUCUUUCUGUGCCUCCCGCUCCCUCCCGGUGUCUUUCUUUUCUCGCUGUCAGGAGGGCCCUCGCUGAUCAGCGGGGAUGAGCUGAAAGUUGAACUACCUGUUGACAGGACCUCUUAAACAGCCCUCAAUGACAUAUUGUGCAGAGAGGGAGGGAGAGGCUCCUGUUCACUCAGUUUGUCACAGCUCUUGUGCUGUCUGUGCUGAAGUGGAGCCGGAUCGUGUUAAUCCACUCGUGUUCUUAUGAUUCUUUCAAGUUCAAGGAGCUCUGUGGAAAACUGCUGUAUAUUAGUGUAAUGCCGAGCUGACUGGGAUCGGUGUAAACGUCACGUUCUUUUUACGCAGACGUGUCUUUGUAUUAAAAGCACCCGUCCUCUCGCGGGCUCCGGGUCCCGGCCCGCCGGCCUCGGGUGGAGCUGCGCUCGAAUCUGGCAGGUGUUCUGCGACUGUUUCUGUGUGCAGUUGAGUGCGGAGUGUUUUUGCCUCAUUACAGAAAGUAAUAAUGCGGCAAAGUCAAAGUGCGAGCGAGAGGAAGGAAAACAAGGCGGCUUUUUUAUUGGAUUAAUUAGACAUCUCGCAAAGACCACCUGCAAUAGAACAAAACACGAGCCGGGAACAAACUCAUAUGUGCAGCGCUCGAACCAAACCGUCUUUUGCCAAGAGGAUGGAAGACUCUAGUUUAUGUCUUGGUGUAUCGUCAGUGGUGCCUGACGCUGAAGCCCACCUGAGCAAUGCUGUUCUAAACGGCCGUUACCCAAUCAGUCAAAAGCUUCACCAGCUCACUGCCCAGUUAGGACACGCCUUUCCCGACCUGCACCGCCCACAGCAGAUUCCCGAAGAGAAGGCGGCCACGCCGUUGGAUGAGAAGACACACCACGCAGCCCUGGCCAGUCAACCAAUCAGCAGCCAGAUGGCUCUACUAGCCAAUCAGCUCAAUCGAGACAUAGACGCAGGGGCACUGAGUGGGUUAAACGGGCGUGUCGACCUGCAGCAGUUUCUCAAUGGGCAGAACUUGGGCAUCAUGUCCCAGAUGAAUGAUAUCGAAGAUGAUGCUCGCAAGAACAGGAAGUACCCGUGCCCACUGUGUGGCAAGCGCUUCCGUUUCAACAGCAUCCUGUCUCUGCACAUGCGCACACACACGGGAGAGAAGCCAUUCAAGUGCCCCUACUGUGACCACAGAGCGGCUCAAAAGGGCAACCUGAAGAUCCAUCUCCGCACCCACAAACUGGGGAACCUGGGAAAAGGCCGUGGCCGAGUUCGAGAAGAGAACCGGCUGCUGCACGAGCUCGAGGAGAGGGCCAUCCUGAGAGACAAGCAGAUGAGAGGGAGUGGCAGUCUCCUCCAGACCGCUCAGACGCCACAUCUGGGCCCCAACAGCAGCUCAAACACCCAUCAACAGCAGUUAGGGUCAACCUGCGCCCCCACCCAUUCCUCCGGGCUCGCCACUCCAGACACAGUUUCUCAGCCGUCUUCCUCACCCAAGCCGGCCGGCGCUCAGGACGACCAGUCUCUGAACCCUACUGUGGGCUUCCGCUGCACCUUCUGCAAAGGGAAGUUCAAGAAGCGCGAGGAGCUGGACCGUCACAUCCGCAUUCUCCACAAGCCCUACAAAUGCACUCUGUGCGAGUUCGCUGCCUCCCACGAAGAAGAGCUGAUAAGCCAUGUGGAAAAGGCCCACAUCACAGCUGAGACCACGCAGGGCCAGGGUUCUGGUGGCUCCGGGGGCAUGCAGAUGGCCACCGAGUUUCGCUGCGAGGUCUGCGGCCAGGUGUUCAGCCAAGCCUGGUUCCUCAAGGGCCACAUGAGAAAGCACAAGGAGUCCUUUGAACACUGCUGUCAAAUCUGUGGCCGUCGCUUUAAGGAACCCUGGUUCCUCAAGAACCACAUGAAGGUGCAUCUGAACAAGCUGGCCAUCAAGAACAAGCCACCCCAGCCCAGUGAGCAGGACAUGGCCGCCGUCAACAGCAUGAGCAAUCUGGCUCAGGAAGCCCAUGCCAACCUUUAUUCCCGCUACAUCUCCUGUCUUCAGGGAGGCUUCCUUUCACCAGACAAGCAGGGCCUCAGCGAGCAGCACCAGAUGUUGGCUAAAGCGGGGAUAGCCAUGAAGGAAAAGGAGAUGUUAGGAAAGCUGCUUGGACCCAUGGCAGGUGCAAUAGGCCACGGGCUAGGUGAAAACGAGAAGCGCUCACUCCUUGGCUGUCUCAACCUCGUUCCACCGCUCAAGUCGAGCUGCAUGGAGCGCCUCCAGGCGGCUGCAAAGGUGGCAGAGAUGGACUCGAUCAAUAGCUACCAAGCCUGGCAGAUAAUGGCUCGUGGAAUGGCUAUGGACAGGGCUUUCAUGCCCAAGGAUCAGCAGCAGCAGCACCAUAUAACGCCGGGGCAGGAAGAUGAGAUGGCUGGUGCGGGCUCCUUGGCUUCCUUCUCAAAGGAGAAACAAGACUACUCCUUGAUUGCUUCCGGUGAUAGCUCCAAGCAGAAGCAGCUCUCCGAGGCCCUGCAGGGAUCCAAGGCUUCCAGUGGAGCAGUGAUGUCCAUGAAGGAGGAUGGAAGAGGCUUUGACGGUCACCGUGAUCUCAUGUCCCACCACGGUAGUGCUGAGGCUCCUGGAGCCCUGGCUGGCUUGGGAAGCCCAAACAUUGACUACAGCCUCUCCGGCCUGUCCGGCCUGAAGGAGAAGCCUUCAGAGUGCCCAGACUGCGGACGUGUCUUCAGAACCUACCAUCAAAUGGUCGUCCACUCGCGAAUCCACGGUAAAGACAGGCGAGGCAUUGACGAGGCACUUCAGCAAGGACUGGAUGAACGCCGUGGAUCGGCCAGUGACCCCGAGUCCCAGUCCAUCAGCCGCUCCACCACUCCCGGUUCAUCCAAUGUGACAGAGGAGAGUGGCGUUGGCGGGGGACAUUCCCAGACAGGAAGCAUCCAGGACGACAGCCCCCAUCCCUCCUCACCAUCUUCAGAUGUUGGCGAGGACUUGGUGAAGACAGCGGGGAGCAUCCAGCCGCCUCUGCCCCAGCAUCGAGAGCGCUCCCUGGGCUCGUCCUCCAAGGACUGCCCUUACUGCGGCAAGUCCUUCCGCACCUCCCAUCACCUGAAGGUCCACCUGCGGAUACACACAGGAGAGAAACCCUACCGCUGCCCUCAUUGUGACUACGCCGGCACCCAGUCUGCCAGUCUCAAGUACCACCUGGAGCGCCACCACCGCGAACGUCAGAACGGCUCCACCACGUCAGGCUCCUCCUCUGGCCACACCCCUUCUUCUGACCACAAAGAGGAUCAUGGGAAGACGGGCGGAGGCAUCUUUGCCCGACCGGACGUCCUCCGUAAUGUUUUCAAAAGCAUGCCCCCCAACCUGGACUUCAGAGCAGGGCCGCUGCUGCCGCAUCAGUGGGCAUCGGCUCCCAUCGUGUCCUCUCACAACCGGGAUCGUGACUGUGGGGACCGCCGCUUUGACUCCGCCUCUUCAGCUGAGAACACGAAGACUGCCGAUGGACCUUCCACCAUAGUCUCCGCGGAUGGCGCCGCCAGCUUCUCUGACCUAAGCCGGGCUUACCAAAGCAUGAUGGGAAACGGAGUCCACUUUCAGGGUUCUCUCCAGGCUUUCAUGGACAACUUUGUCCUCAGCUCCAUGAAGAAGGAUGUGAAGGACAGCCAGAGUCCAGCCCAGCUCCAGGCCCAGCGCUACCAUGACAACGGCGAGCCCAAAGCCAAGAGGGCCGCCUCCGGGGAGCAGGACAGAGAGGAGAAGCCUGAACCCAAACAAAACUCAGAGCCGGGCAAACCCGGGUCCCAGUACGAACCGCUCGAUCUGUCUGUGUCGGUCCGACCCGAGUCUGCAUCCGGAUCACUCCCUGGCACCUCCGUCACCAUUCACGAUAACGUGGCGUGGCACGGAUGCCUCUUCUGCUCCUUCUCCACUUCCUCAUUGGAGCUCAUGGCUCUGCACCUCCAGGCCAACCACCUGGGCAAAGCCCCUCUGCAGCACGCCGACGCAGGCAAGGACGCUCACCGAGAGGGUUCUCCGACCACCUCCACCCUUCACUCCUCCAACACCAAGGCCUCGGGCGUGGCCCCGGAGAGAGAUGGAGACAGAGAUGGAGAAAAAGGCCAGGGAGGCUGGAAUAACCACAUGGAGCAGCCAUAUAACCCCUUCCAGAGUGAAUUCUACAGAAGGUUUGGCGGCUUGUAUGAUGGAUCCCCAAGAGUCAGUCAGGGCAUUCAGGGGUACAUAGCCCAAGCAGACCACGGUCUGGACCUGCCCAGCCAGGUCUUCGGGGGGGCCUCUUCAGCCGGCCCUGACCAGAUGGGCGACAGGGGCUCCUGUGGAGAUGCUGAAGAUGACCAAGUUGGAUCUGAAGACGAGGCUGGAAAAACCGGCGUGCGCAGCACCAACGAGACCCCGUCGACCACACCCAAGAGACGGCAGCAAAACCACUCUGACGAAGACGAGGAGGAGGUAGGAGUGGCUGAAGAAGAGGAGGAAAGAGACGAGGAUGGGCAGAUGGACGUGGACAGAGAGGAAGAAGGAAGUCCCAAACAGCUCCAAGAUGAUUCCUCUCUGCCCCUGAGGAGCGGAGCGGCCAUGGCGACACCGUCCUCCGCCAUGACUCCACUUUCUCUGAUUCCUCCGCCCCAGAACCAGACUCUGCCGCUGGAGAAACAGUGGCAGCAGGGCUUGGGCCUCCUAACCCCCGGAGGUCCACCAGGACUGUUGAAGGCGGAGCAGCAGACCCACCUGGAGCAGCAGAUGAACAUGCUGUCUGUCCUGAGAGCCUACAGCAACGACACCCUCCCUGCAUUCAACGGCCUGGGCGGCGGAGCGGGCGGGGCGCCCCCGGGGGGCAUGAAGAGGUCGGACGCACCUGGCCGCAGACCGUUCAGGUGCAGUUACUGCCCCUACAGCGCCUCGCAGAAGGGCAACCUGAAGACUCACGUGCUAUGCGUGCACCGCAUGCCCUUUGACAACAGCCGCUACCCCGACAGACGCUUCAAACGUUCCCGCCCUGACCGUGACGCCCCGGAGAACAGCUCUGAUGAUGUCACAUCGAACAACUCUAUGACGGGAGUGGACCGUGUGACACAUGAGCGGGAGUGACGGCGCUCUACAGACAGACCGGUCUGCACAAAGUAACCGUGUGUGUUAUUAGACGCCUGUGAACACUUACUAGGAAAACACGAUUAAUCAGCAGUGAACACACUUCCUGUAAAAACACACUUCCUGUAGUGGAGGAGGACACCCAGAGCAGAACGCAACACGCCGACCGAUAAUGGGGAUGAUGGCGUGUGCGUGGAGGGGGCAUUGAUACCAGCCUGACUGCUGCUGUCAUCGCAGAGGAAAUAAUUCAGAGGUAACCGGACGCUGGACGCUACGCCGAGGGAUCCCAUCAGCUGACCUGAGCCCCUCCCACACACACACUUCUGCAUCCUUCCCUUCACUCUCCCUCAAACACAACACAAAUCAAUCAGUGGCUUAUUUACAGCAUCCAUUAGCCAACAUCAAGGCUGGAGGUCACCUUACCACACCAGCGAAGGACCAAGACAGUUUCAGUUUUGGACUCUGAUCAGUGCUGGGGGUCUGAGAUAAUGGUUAUGUCUCUGAUUAGGAUUGUUCUCCAAGCCGUCACUCUGUUUGAACGGGUCUCACUGUGUCUCUGGAUAUGAGUCCUUAGAGGGGAAAGCUGACGUCGUGAAGUCAAACGUCAUUCUUUCAUUUUUUUACGAGUAAAACAGGAAAUGAGCCUUUGUUGUUCUUCACUGUGCCGGCAGCUGUCGGUGACUGUCGGCCAAGGAGGAGAAGGAAAGCGUGGCGCUCGCUGUCACGGCGGCGGCUUUGGGUUCUUAAUGUUUUUCUGAUAAAGAGAAAUGAUCGGGACUUUUACACAAUCAGUAUCUCCCAAACACACACGCACACACACACGGUGUGGAGGGCUCAACCCCAGGGUCCUAGUGCCCAUGGUGUUUACACUACACACACACACACACACACACACACACACACACACACACACAGGACAUUACAUUCAUUCAAACUCAGUCACAUGACUCCCAAAACGAGCUUUGAGGGAAAAGGAACUGAAGCAUUCGCUGAUCUUAUUGUGCUGAUCACAAAGUGCGGCGCCAAGUUGUGCCUCGCCGCGGCACCUUUGAAGGUCAUUGCUCUCCAUUUGCAGUUCUCAGUUUUCACAGUGUCAUUUCCACCCGGCGAGGAAUUUGUGAGUCUUCGCAGUCAUGUCGGCGUCAUCUGUGCUGCGAAGGGUUUUUAUCACAGCACCAUACAAGUUUCACGCUUAUGACUGCGAGCACGUUUCCCUCACAGCCAGUGGUUGCUCACUGGUCUGUAGGCCCGACCAUAAACCGAUUCAUGUUACAGGUGAUCUGUGUCGCCAGGAAUGAAGAUAGGUUUACAGUGUGGCACACACAUGCAGACACACACAUGCAGACACACAGUGUGUGUGAUGAAGCAGGAGAGAGAAAAAGGAUGUGACAGAAGUUGAACACUGAUGUGAUGCAGGUGUAACUCCGCCUCCUCGGCCCGGCAGAAAGUCUUAGUUCUUCUUCUUUUGUUGUUAUCGAGCAGGACGUCAGCCGUCACUGCCCUCCAACCGAGAGCCACGUAACGUUCCCGUGAUGUAGUCUGAGCUUUAGGUUUCUGUACAUUACUCUGUCCUUGGUGGCUGUAGCUUUGUACACGUGUAUGUGCUAAACAUUUAUAUCCAUACACAUUUAUAUUAACAUAAAGUCAGCAGGGGAAAAGACGUUUGUAAAGAGUUUACAUUCCAGUUUCUGGCUGGAGUUCUCGGGCUUUUUGCGAAUCGGAACAUUUUCAUCAUGUUCAGAUGAGGCAAUCAUUUCUGGUUUCAGACACUGGAAAAUGCCAUUUGUUGUCAUCCCUCUGUGACUUAUACUCUUUGUCCACGCCUGAGAAAGAUACGCCAUUUUCCUCUCAGCUGUAAUCCUAAAAUAAUCCAUUCCAUUGUCCCCGUGCUGUUUCAUCUCUGUCAAGCUUCUUAUUUAAGUAGCACAUGCAGUUUUGCUCACUUAUAAUCGCCGGUGCUAGAGGAGAAAAAAGAUGAACCCAUUAUAUCCCCCGCAGCUCUGUAGUGUCCACGUUCCUGAAGGAAGAAGAGCUCUUUAGCCCAGAGGAGGCGAUGUGAGGAGAGGGGGUUUGUUGCAAACCAUGAGCUUAUACUCACAGUAGAUAUGUCUGCAUUUAAGAAACAGAUAUUUAUUCUUGCACAUCUGUCAGAGAGAAGAUGAAACUC
Pundamilia nyererei is the source of this 8115-nucleotide messenger RNA. RefSeq names its product zinc finger protein 536 (gene znf536). Gene Ontology annotation, biological process: regulation of DNA-templated transcription. Bases 1482 to 5948 code for a protein of 1488 amino acids. Gene Ontology annotation, molecular function: RNA polymerase II cis-regulatory region sequence-specific DNA binding; DNA-binding transcription factor activity, RNA polymerase II-specific. Lineage: Eukaryota; Metazoa; Chordata; Actinopteri; Cichliformes; Cichlidae. Gene Ontology annotation, cellular component: nucleus. The transcript is spliced from 5 exons. The record is from RefSeq and is a predicted model, not a curated record.